CUUGUCAAGCAUGAAGACUGGAAGUGCUUAGUGUGAUAUGCCACAAGUCGCUUAAGCCUCUAAGAGGCAAAGCGGGUUGAAGACGGAGCAGGCCGCAAGAUGAGCCUUGAGGUCGAUGGGCAAAGAUACAAGGAGAUCGAGGUUAUCGCGGCGGAAAUGGAGAACCGCCUGCGAGAAUCGGUCCUCCGAGUGCUACGACCGACUUUGUCACAAGUGUCAGAGUUGGACAUGCUGCACCGGGACCUCAAGCGACGAGUGGACGAGGAUGGCAAGUCCAUCGGCAAAGUGGACGAGCUGCAGAGUGACGUCAUCAAGAACGGCCACCUUGUUAAGGCGUUGGAAGAAGCUGUGACUUCCACCUCCGACCAGGUCCGUGACAUGGAAGCCACCAGCAGCAAGCGCUUUGUGCAGCUUCAGACAGCCUUCGAUCUGUCGCAGUCUACCCUGUCUGGGUACAAGAAUGACAUCAUGCGGUUGGAGCGCGAGGACACGCGCAUUUGGGAUGAAGCUACAAGGCUUCAGAAGCAGCACGACGAGGAUGUGAGCAACAAUCGCGACGCGGUGAACGGCUGUCACAAGCGCAUCAUCCGAGUUCGUGAGGAGUGUGACGCGGCUCUCCUUGUCAUGAACCAGCAGAGGGAACAGCUGCUGGAGGACCUCUUCGGCGAGGAUAGAGGCCUCAGCCAGCUCAACAAGGAUUUGAAGAAGCUCACAGACUUUGUGUCGCCCAUACCAGACUUGAUCAGGGAGAUGGCCGAGAACCAGCGAGCUGUGAAGAACAUGGCGAAGCGGCAGGAGGCCUUUGAGAAGGAGUUUGUCCAGAACAGGCACGACUGGCAGGAAUACGUGCAAACACAGGACGUGGCGGUGGCGGACAUGAAAGCAACCUUCAAGAAGGAGUGCAACUUCCUAGUCGCGCACAACUCUCAAAUCAUGAAGGACAUUCGCAGAGACUAUGCGAAGGAAAUGGAACACAUCCAAGAGAUGCGAGAGGGCAUCACGAAGACCCUCGAGCAGCUGGGCCAAACCCUGCACACGAUGGAAGACAAGCUCGCCAUUGAAAGGCGCCGCAUUGACACCAUCCACUGUGAGAUUACCAAGGAGAUAGACGAUUUGCACAAGUGGCGCAAUACAGACCGCGCAUUCAUGGAAGCGGACAUCCACCAGUUCCGAACCGAAAUGAAAGCGGAGAAAGACACCCAGACACAGAUCCGAAGCCAGGUUGAUACCGUUACCAGGCUAAUGGGCUUGCUGCUGGAGGGCUGCCGGGUAGGCUGCGCUUUGUCCAUCCAAGACUUCGCCGAUAGAAGCCGCGAACGCUGGCUUUGUAUGAGCGGAGAACGCCCGGAUCAAGCCGAGCCCAUGAAACCUUCAGAGCUGGAGAAGCAGCGCCAGCGGAAGGACAUGCGCUUCUCAGACAUGACGGAAGUCAUCGCAGACCUAAAAAGCCGGGGCCUGAUGCGUUCCGGGUACCAGCCGGGGAAAGUCCUAUUCAGUGGCCACAACUUCGACAGGCGAGACCUCCUGAUCCUCAACAGCCGGCUCUUGGUGAAGGCGCAACAGGCCUACUCAGAGAGCGCGGAGAUUGCCCCAAGCAUCAUGCAGGUAGAGAAGCCUGAGAAGCCAGCGCCUCCCCGGUCCAUGGCAAACUCGCUGAAAGGUCACGAGACUGCCCAGAAUGAUCACAAAGGCCUCAUCAUCUCCACGCUUCCUGUGAUGAAGGAAGGCCAGGAAGAAGAUGGCACGGGGUAUCCGCCCAAACGCAGCACAAAGGGCCCACAGCCCGCACAAUCAAGUGCCCCGCGCCGGAUGCUGGCAUCAUCCGCAGGCUUUGACGGCAUUGUCAGCGCAGGAAAUACCCAGAGUGAGUGGACCAAGUUGCCAGCCAUCCAGUCGGCACGAACUCGGACGGACCCACCAAAGGUGGCGACCCCUCCGACUAGCCGCCCUGGGACAGGCAACUUUACCGCGCGCUGAGCUCCACGAGUUCGUUCAGUGGCCCAAUGAGUUUUUGUUCAUCGGUCAUUUCGUCCUGCCUUGAAGAGGCCACGAAUUUAAACUGAGCCACCAGGGCACAGUUAUGAGGCUUGCCAAGCAAGCCAGGUCCGAAUGGCAUUGUUAAUGGGCUGCAUCUCAAC
Molecule: messenger RNA, 2138 nt
Organism: Effrenium voratum
Lineage: Eukaryota; Dinophyceae; Suessiales; Symbiodiniaceae
Source: the annotation of a GenBank genome assembly